This is a messenger RNA of Caenorhabditis bovis, 1284 nucleotides long. NCBI's taxonomy places the organism in Eukaryota, Metazoa, Nematoda, Chromadorea, Rhabditida, Rhabditidae. The record is from the annotation of a GenBank genome assembly.
AUGUCGGUGAUUUUCCAGCAGAAUCCCGGCACGAGUCUCGGUGCGACGUCGUCGAGCUCGAAUCUCACCGAUUUCGACGAGAGCGUCUCGCUCGUCGACAUUCUGUUGCCGAACGUCUCGUCGAUGCUCAUCGACGCCGAAACGCAUCGAUUGAUAAGCGGAAUGUGUCGCGACGUGUUUUUUCUGCGCAACGAGACGAUUCGUAUCCGAUAUUGGGACCUCGCAAUUCUGAUACCCAACCUAAUUUUUCUGAUAUUCCUGUUGGCAAAAUGUCGAGUGAUGUGCUCGCGAACGCUUAUUCGAAACGAUCCGGUGUUUCGGUCAUUCUUCAUUCUCGCCUACAUCUCGUCCAUCAUGAAUAUCGUCCGCUCGUUCUAUUCGAUGACGAUAUCGGUGACGAAUCCUCCCGAGCACACAAUUGAUCAGUCAUUAUGGUUCGCAAUUAAAUUCGUCUAUCUCACCGCCGAGCUCUGUGUGCUCUCAUUCGCGUUGCUCUUCGGCCAUUUCGACAACAUCAAAAAUCUCGGAAUCGCGAUAUUCGUCACAUUGAUGAUAUCCGUUCCGCAUACCGCCGUCCAAAUGCUACUCGAGAUGCGUUUGGUGCCGACCGAUUCGAUCUACAACGCGUAUUUCGACGUCGACGCCGAUCUCACCACGAUUUUCUGGAUAUUCUCGUCGAUGUUCGUCUCAAUGAUCUAUUUGAUAUACAUGUUCGUCGCUCUCGUGUUUUGCCGAAAAUUCACGAAAUUGCCGAGUCGGCCGUCGUUUGUCGUUUUUUGCGUCUUCAUGAUUUCAUUGAAUAUUCUCCAAGCACUCGGCGCGGUUUUGCUUCUCCUCAAAUCGUUUGACGGAUUUUGUUUUGUCGCAUUUUCAACGUAUGCUUACUUCUUCUCCUAUUCGCCGAUUCUCUAUUUCGCGUUUCUUCGGAAGAAAUUAAAUAUUCCGCCGAAUAAUUCGAGUGGAAUGUUCAUGUAUCGGAAGCACGAGGACGAGUUUGGCGAAUUGCCAGAAUCCUAUUUUCCGAGAUUUUCUGGUCUGAUUUCGUCGUCCUAUGAUGAUUUGUUUGAUUAUAGCCGAGAUCGCCGAUUUGGUCAAUAUUCGACGGCUGAUUAUUUGGUCACGAAUACACCGUUGAUCUCAUCGGCGGGUACGGUAGAAUCGACAGUAACCGCGAAGACGUGUCACGACGAGAGCGAGCAGUUGUUCGAUACACUCUCAACGGCGCGCCACCUCAAAGGACUGGGUCCGCAAGGCUCGCUGGUGUUCGCCGACACAUUGAAAUGA